GAGACACAAGCAGAAAACUAAACGGGCCAGAUGUGGCGCUGACUAAGCGGGCUCCAGUCCGCUGCAAGACGCGCUGUGCAGGAAGUCCCACAGCCGCCCAGGCGCUGCCACUCCAGCCAGAGCUAGUACUCAUGGGCGCCAGACAAGCUGAUGACGAUAAUACGCCACGCCAGCGCCUGGAAAGAAAUGCUGCCCAGAAGGAAAUCUAGGGGGCCUGCACAGGCGAUGCAAGCGUCAGCCGCAAGUUCAACUUCGGUGACCCACCCUGAACCUCCUCCACUUCACAAAGCGCGCCACCCGCCGUCCAGAUGGCAACAAAAUGCUCCAGCUUAGCCGCCUUGAGCUGUGCGGCUCGCGGGACCAGUACGCACACCAGACGGCGUACAAGAAGCUUCUCACCGCGCAGCUCAAGGCGGCUCAGCUGGAGCACUUUGUUGCCAUCUGGACGGCGGGUGGCGCGCUUUGUGAAGUGGAGGAGGUUCAGGCUCUGGCUGGCGUCACAGCGCCUGGGCGGCUGUGGGCCUUCCUGCACAGCGCGUCUUGCAGCGGGCUGGAGCCCGCUUAGUCAGCGCCACAUCUGGCCCGUUUAGUCUUCUGCUUGUGUCUCCUCUGCCGGUUCUCCUGGGGUGUUGCUUAAGCAACCGACUUGUGGGGGUGGGGUGGGUUUGGGCGGGGCGAGUGCGUAGCGCUGGUGUUUUCUUGUCUGGCGCGCGGUGGUGGUGGUUCUUGCGGCUAGGCUGUGGUGUAGGUUGGUGCUUGGGUUAGGUCUGGCGGUGUUUUGGUGCAACCCCUCCCGGGGGGCGGGGGGGCCAGCCUCCUGCUCUGGGGGGGUAGCUCAGUAGGUAAGAGCACUUCCUUAUCACCCUGCGGACCCGUGUUCGAAUCUCGUAUUCGGCCCGUUUCCCGGCGGAUAAGGUUGAGGUCGUGGGUUCGGAUCCCACCCCCCUCACCGUAGGUGUUUCGGUAUGGAGUCCGUGGCACCGAAGAAUCGUUGUAUUGACCCUCUGGGUUCGGAUCCCAUUGGUGCAACGAGGAAACUCUACGCUGGCCGAAUUCGGAGGGUUGGUAGGCCGAUAAGCUCAGAUCUUCGGAUCCUAUGAGCUGAGUAGAGGGUGAUGCGUGGGGUGCCUCUAGUCAGGGUCCCACAGGGGUACGGUAGGGUUCUAAGAAGGACUCUUCCUUAAGACACGCGGGGCCGUUGGCCCGUGCGUAGCUAUUACUAUUAUUAUUCCUCCUGCUCUGUCUGCCGGGUCGGGGUGGGGUGGGGUGGGGUGGGAUGGAUGGGGGUGGUUGGUGGCGGUUUCGAGGUGUUUGCUUUCUGUCUUCUUCUCUUUUCUUCUCUUCUUGCCCUGUCAGGGUUCUGGUCUCGGGGACCAGGCUGUUUUCAGGCAGCAGGGGGGCAGCGCGUCUGCCCCUGUUCAACCUUGUAAGGAUGAUUCCUC
This is a messenger RNA of Chlamydomonas reinhardtii, 1442 nucleotides long. RefSeq lists its product as uncharacterized. The record is from RefSeq and is a predicted model, not a curated record. Bases 320 to 565 code for a protein of 81 amino acids. The transcript is spliced from 4 exons. Lineage: Eukaryota; Viridiplantae; Chlorophyta; Chlorophyceae; Chlamydomonadales; Chlamydomonadaceae.